Haliotis rubra (blacklip abalone) is the source of this 3763-nucleotide messenger RNA. Its product is annotated as caltractin. The record is from RefSeq and is a predicted model, not a curated record. Gene Ontology annotation, molecular function: calcium ion binding. The transcript is spliced from 5 exons. Bases 104 to 616 code for a protein of 170 amino acids. Gene Ontology annotation, cellular component: centriole; centrosome. Gene Ontology annotation, biological process: mitotic cell cycle; centriole replication. NCBI's taxonomy places the organism in Eukaryota, Metazoa, Mollusca, Gastropoda, Lepetellida, Haliotidae.
AAAGAAAUGGGCCAAUCAAAUAGCGAUCAAAACCUUACUUCGGUCCUUAUAUCCGGGAUACCAAGGCGGUCUGUUCGUCUCGAAGAUCAACAAAACAGAAGUCAUGGCAACAUACAAGAAGACAUCUUUGGCUGGUGGUGGCAGGAAGAAGGCUGGGCCCAAGCCGGAACUGACUGAGGAACAGAAGCAGGAGAUCAGAGAGGCGUUUGACCUGUUUGAUGCUGAUGGCUCCGGCACAAUAGAUGCCAAAGAGCUUAAGGUUGCAAUGAGAGCCUUAGGUUUUGAGCCCAAAAAGGAAGAAAUAAAGAAAAUGAUUGCUGAUAUUGACAAAGAAGGAACAGGUACGAUUGACUUCAAUGACUUCCUGACGCUAAUGACGCAGAAGAUGAGUGAGAAGGAUGCAAAGGAGGAGAUUCUCAAAGCCUUCCGUCUAUUUGAUGAUGAUGAGACAGGAAAAAUAUCUUUCAAAAACCUCAAACGUGUUGCCAAAGAAUUAGGAGAAAAUCUCACAGAUGAAGAACUGCAGGAAAUGAUUGAUGAGGCUGACAGGGAUGGUGAUGGUGAAAUCAAUCAAGAGGAAUUCUUAAGGAUAAUGAAGAAGACAAGCUUAUACUGAUGUGUCUAUGUACAUAAGACUGUAUAUAGGAGUCAUUCAGUGACACCCAAACCAGUGGGUGUCGUCUGGAAAGUGAGGCAGCCUGGUAUUAUUGACAGAUCUGGACAUUGGUCAUCUAGGGUGUGUGUCAAAAGUUACAAUAUCGUUUUUUCCUUGGACAAUCUUUAUGAUACAAGCAUUUGUGGAGAAGAGUCAUUUCUUAGAUUUCAGGGGAGAUAACUCAUUGCAAUUCAUCAGGAAUGUUGGAUACUGUACAAUCAGCCUUUCUAUUAUGCUCAGAUUUCUGUUAAAUUGGCAAAGGAUAGUAUUUAACAUAAAGUAUAUAAAUGUGGAAGUUGACAGGUUUUACAUUUGAUAUUACAGUACAUCUACAGUACAGUGACAUCAACUUUUCACACAUCCUAUUCUUAAAAUGGCCUUUCAUGAACUGCUGUAGAAAUGCAACGCUGGUGCACUUAUGCAAUACUUCUUUGCAACCUCAAUAUCAUUAUCGUCAAUACUUCACAUGUUUUCCAUCAUGUUACUCUGUAAUUUGUGAAUAUAUUCAGCUAAUAUUGUGGUGAUGAGUGUAUUUGUACUCAACUAUUGAAAUGAAGUGGUGCAUUGCCAGGUGAGAGCUGCUCUGUGUAUAAACUUUGUGCAAGCACUACUAUUGCCUCUCAGUAAUUUUGAGUAAAGUGAUGUGUUGAAUCGUGUUUGAUAAGGUUCACUAAACCAUAGCACUCCAAGUGUGUGCCUGAGGGUCUUGUCAAGGAGAGAGCUAGUGUGCAGGUAGCGUAUACGGAGAGCCCAUUGUCCGAGGUACUCAAUCUGGCUUGAGCCAGGCCAUUGCUUUAUAUGAUGGUUAAAAAUGACGAUUUCAUCACAAACAGCUGUAUGUAUUAAUAAAUUAAAGAAGAAUGUUUUGUAUACAGUCCUGUGAAAUACUGAUGAUGCCGCAACAACUUCCCAACAUCUAAAUUAAAUUUCUUCUGAUUCAAUUAUUUCAUCAAGCAAGGAGCAUGCUUAUCGGACUUAUUUUGCCCCAUGGUGAAAAAUGUAUUUUUUAGAAUAUUCAGCUGAUUCAAGUGUUUGGUAUUCAGAUAAAGCCAUUCAACUCCCAUUACAUUUGUGAAAUAUGUACUAAGAGUAAGACCUCAUCAGCUAUGCCAUGCUCCAUUUGUCUUUGUUCAGAGAGGAAAACUGCCAAAUUCAUUUUGAUGUUAGAAAUAUUGUACAUUGAAUAUCAUGUUGGUAGACUGUUAUUUCUAUGUCUACAAGUGUUGAACAUGAUGAAAAGUGUUGAAUAUGAUGAAAAAUGUUUGAAUUCUGUUUCCUUUUGUCCAUGUUCUUUAUGUAUUUAUUCAGUAUUAUCAAUGACAAGUGCUACACAUGGACUGGGUGUUGUGUAUGAUACCCUUGCUUGUCAACCUUAAGUUAAUUGAAACAAGAAAAAUAUGAAAUAGUAGCCAAUGUCAUUAUGUUUAUCACUCUAAAAAAUAAAUGCUUAUCAGAUGUUCAGAAGUAAAAAGAAUUACUUUUACAUUUAGUAGUCAUUCAAUUAACAUUCCUUUCUUUCUGAAUAUAUUUCCUUCACAUUGCCAGCCUCAUUACUUCAUGUUCGAAACAUUCCGCUACCAAGGGAGCAAAGAUAUUCUUUAUCAAUUGUGUAUUUUGUCUCCAUUUCUCAAGUCAUUACUGGCAAAUGACAGCAUUACUUCCAGUCCAUCUCAGUCAAAGUAGUUGUCAGGGUUACGGAUUGGCAGAUAUCCCUUUCUCCAAUUUUAGGAAACAGACCAUCUUUGUGUUAACUUACUGCUGGUGCAAAACCAUCUAAUAUACCUCCAGGGCUUGCAUUUUGAUGAAGUCACUAUACCCUGGAUCAAUUUCAGUAGUUCAGGAAAUCUCAAAUUACCUGCCCUUGAGUUUCAUAAAUAUUUCACGGACUAGUCAAAUGUGAAAGGAAGAAAGAAAUGGGUAAGGGAGGUAACUCAUAUUGCUAUGGUGUUAAUGUGACCCACCCAGUGUUGAGGCUUAUUUGUAACUAGUAUUUUGAUUAGAAUGUUAGAUUUAUUAGCAAAGCUGUUAAAAUCACUUGUCAAAAUCAGGGGCAGGUAAUUUGAGAUCACAAAAACCCCAGGAAUAGAUCAAGGGGUUAAUUGAGGUUUACAAAAAUGUUAGCUCUUGAGAUACAGAGGAUGGUGCAACAUCUUUCCCCUCAUCUAUUCUAUAUUUGAGUGAGACCACUAUGCAUGCAGGACCAGAGUCAUUCUUCUUUUACAGGGAAGGGCGGUGAGGUAGCCUAGUGGUUAAAGCAUUUGCUCGUCACGCCGAAGACCCGGGUUCAAUUCCCAACAUGGGUAUAAUGUGUGAAGCCCAUUUCUGGUGUCUCCUGCCGUGAUAUUGCUGGAAUAUUGCUUAAAGCUGUGUAAAACUGAACUCACUCACUCACUCUUUUAUAGAGUCUGUCUGGCAUAGAUGUAAUGGUAUUAAGGAAUACUAUACUACUCACCUUUUGACAGGGAUAAUCAGAUGUCAUAUUUUUAUACACACUUGACAUAACUAUCGUAUCAUUGAGAGAUAUAAGUAUCCCUUAUCAAAAUUUGAGUAGUAUAUCCGUGUGUUAUGGCAAAUCAAUAUUUCUAGUUUCCAGCUUUGUAAUGGAUUUGUUUUAUUUCUCAAUUCCAACUAUACGAUAAAACUCUAGUGUUAAUAGUAAUGUGCAUGUGUUGGGUGAUAUCUUUGUCAGUGAUUUAAAAUGUAAUGUGUAAGCAUUUUCAAACAGCACUUUCUCAGCAGAUACAACUAGUCUUCCCAAAUACACUUUCCGUCACAUAAAGACAGCACACUGUGUUUCAGUAAUACAAGAACAGGCUCAUUUGUAGGAGACAGAAAUCCUUUAUUACACUCUGACAUUUAUGAUUAAUGUAAUUACUUUUGAAAGCCCAACUGUUGCUUAAUGAAGAGUGAACAGUUAGGAAACAGCAGGGCCCCUGUUUUCGAUAACCACUGUGUGCAUUAUUUCUUUUAUUACCCCAUGACUAUAGUCCAUCUGCCUUCAAGAGGUCAUAUAUUUAUUGGGUCACAUAUUCUUGUCUCAGACUGAAUGUAGACAUGUUGUACAAAGUGUUCAUGUUGCCUGUCAUAAUAAAUAAUAUUUUGUGUUCA